AUGGCUCCGACGCCGUCCUCCGCGAGAUCGAAUCAAACGCAAUUCACCUUAAUCAGAACCCCACAAACCAAACAACGACUCAAUUUCCACCCGAAAACCCCAAACCCAGACUCCUCCAAAGACCACCAUCUCCCACCGGAGCAUCCAGUCGAAGUCGUCGGCCGGAUCCGAGACUACCCCGACCGCAAGGAGAAACCAGCUUCGAUCUUGCAGGUCAACCCAGACAACCAAACGGUCCGGGUCAGAGCCGAAGUCGGGUACAGAGACUUCACCCUCGACGGGGUUUCUUUCUCGGAGCAAGAAGGCAUCGAAUCUUUUUACAAUAAGUUUAUAGAGGAGAGGAUUAAAGGCGUGAGGGUUGGUAAUAAAUGUACUAUCAUGAUGUAUGGGCCCACCGGUGCUGGGAAGAGCCAUACCAUGUUUGGCUGUGGGAAGGAGCCUGGGAUUGUGUAUCGAUCUUUGAGGGAUAUUCUCGGAGAUUCGGAUCAAGAUGGUGUUACCUUUGUUCAGGUCUCUGUUCUUGAGGUUUAUAACGAGGAGAUUUAUGAUCUUCUUUCCACUAAUAGUAGCAACAACUUAGGGAUUGGUUGGCCCAAAGGAGGAAGCACUAAGGUCAGGCUUGAAGUAAUGGGGAAGAAGGCCAAAAACGCAACCUUUAUUUCAGGGACAGAAGCUGGAAAAAUCUCUAAAGAGAUUGUCAAAGUGGAGAAACGGAGGAUUGUUAAAAGCACACUCUGCAAUGAAAGAAGUUCCCGGAGUCACUGCAUGAUCAUACUUGAUGUGCCUACUGUUGGGGGAAGGUUGAUGCUUGUUGACAUGGCUGGUUCUGAGAAUAUAGACCAGGCUGGGCAGACUGGAUUUGAAGCAAAGAUGCAAACUGCUAAGAUCAACCAGGGUAAUAUUGCACUAAAGCGAGUUGUGGAAUCUAUAGCAAAUGGAGACUCUCACGUGCCCUUUAGAGACAGCAAGCUCACUAUGCUGCUUCAGGACUCUUUUGAAGAUGACAAGUCAAAGAUUCUAAUGAUUCUAUGUGCGAGCCCGGAUCCAAAGGAAAUGCACAAGACUCUUUGCACUCUAGAGUAUGGGGCAAAAGCAAAGUGCAUAGUUCGUGGGUCACAUACUCCGAACAAGGAUAAGAAUGGGGGUGAUGAGUCUUCUUCUUCUGCUGUGAUUUUGGGAACAAGAAUAGCAGCGAUGGAUGAGUUUAUUUCCAAACUCCAGUCUGAGAAGAAACAGCAAGAGAAAGAAAGGAACGAUGCACAAAAGCAGCUGAAGAAGAAGGAAGAGGAAGUUGCUGCUUUGCGAUCUCUUUUAAUACAGAAGGAAGCGUGUGCUACCAAUGAAGAGGCGAUCAAAGAGAAAGUAAACGAGAGAACACAGCUUCUGAAAGCGGAACUUGAGAAGAAACUUGAGGAAUGCAGAAGAAUGGCGGAGGAGUUUGUUGAGAUGGAGCGGAGGAGGAUGGAAGAAAGGAUAGUGCAGCAGCAGGAAGAACUGGAGAUGAUGAGAAGAAGGUUGGAGGAAAUUGAGGUUGAGUUCAGGCGCUCAAGGGAUGGAGGAGAUGCGGUGAAGUCAGUGGAUGAAACCAGUGGGUUUGCCAAGAGACUCAGGGGUCUCUACUCCGAUGAUGAUAUGGUGAAGUCGAUGGAUCUUGACAUGGGUGAUCCAGAACCAGUCAAGCAAGUCUGGGGUCAAUCUGCUGUUUCAUACCAACCAAGCAACACUAUCAGUAGCAAUUUGUCUGAUGUCUUGCAACCAAAGCCUUCUGAGAGUAUGUCUUGCAAUCAAAUGUACCCUGACCGUGUAUGCCUGAGCACUGUCUUUGAAGAAGAGGAGGUCGAAGAAGAUGAGGAGAAAGUGAUAAUCGAGGACAAAAGCAUCUGCUCGAUAACAACACCAGUGCCUAGUUUGAACUUUGGAGGUAUGGGUGGUGAAGAGAAUAGCUUCAACAUUACAGACGACAAAGAAUCAGCAAUGUCUAGAAAGAUGAGAAUUCAAAACAUAUUCACCCUUUGUGGCAAUCAGAGAGAGAUGUCUCAACACACUGGCCAAGAGGAUGUUCCUCAAGCCAAGAAUGAUCAGUUGCUGCUUCCUGUGACGAAUAAGGGCGAAGCUCUAGCAGUAGAAGACGCAAAGGAAAACAAUAUCUCAGUUGAUGAAGGUAACAACGGACAGAUAGAUAUCUACGUUAAGUGGGAAGCAACUACUACUGAUAACCCUCGGAAGCAGCUCAUAACAACACUAAGAGUUACGAAGGACGCAACACUGGCUGACUUGAGGAAGCUUAUUGAGAUCUACCUUGGAUCUGAUAACCAAGCUUUCACGUUUCUCAAGCUCGGGGAACCAUGUGGAGCUCAAGUGGCAAAGGAGAAAGAAUCAACAGUUGAAGCCACGAGUCUGCCUUUCUGUAACGGACACGCUUACCUGGCUACACUGAGACCGGGGAAGAGCUCAUCUCAACUUCGAAGUCUUACACAAGCGAGUCCACUUCCAUUAACUCCCAUAGAAAACAAGAUGCAAUUUACUACGCCCAUCUCAAAAGUGACACAGAACCACCAAGUUGAUAAACUUUCAUCACCCAUAGCAGCUCAUCUCAGCUCCACUCCUUUCAUCACUCUUCGCAGACAUUAGCCGCUACGUCUAUUUCUUUUGUUUGUUCAAAGGCAGCCUUAGAGAGAUGCAACCUUUGUCUUGUUUUCAGUGUUGGAAAAGAACUUAUAUAUGUACUACUACGUCCACAUCUUCAUCACAUAUAUUCUAUUUCGGCAGAAGCAGAGCAUUGCCUUAAUCUAGUGUACAACAUU
Messenger RNA from Brassica oleracea var. oleracea, 2804 nucleotides. RefSeq names its product kinesin-like protein KIF22-A. Gene Ontology annotation, biological process: microtubule-based movement. The record is from RefSeq and is a predicted model, not a curated record. The transcript has 6 exons. Bases 1 to 2631 code for a protein of 876 amino acids. Lineage: Eukaryota; Viridiplantae; Streptophyta; Magnoliopsida; Brassicales; Brassicaceae. Gene Ontology annotation, cellular component: microtubule; kinesin complex. Gene Ontology annotation, molecular function: microtubule binding; microtubule motor activity; ATP binding.